GCGCGCUUGUUUCUGUAUUGAUUUCACAGGCGGCCUGAUUCUCUCCCAAUCGACCCGUCUUCUGUCCCGUCUUUUAGUGCGCUGGAACCGAGCUCUCUCCAGUAAAAAAAGUUAAUUUCCAACUAGAACUGUUCUCUGUGUGCGGUGCGGUGUUCGAGAACGACGCGAAAAUACUCUUCAGUGCAAGAUCAGGAUGGCCGGACAAACGAUAAAUGAUCGCCUUUUGGCUGCAAAGCAUAGCAUAGCAGGCCAGGGCUUAGCUAAAUCUGUUUGCAAAGCCACCACCGAGGAGCUGCUGGGCCCCAAGAAGAAGCAUCUGGAUUAUUUGAUCCAUUGCACGAAUGAACCUAAUGUUUCCAUUCCGCAGAUGGCCAACCUUCUUAUGGAGCGAUCACAGAGUACCAGUUGGGUGGUGGUUUAUAAAGCUUUGAUCACCACCCACCACAUUAUGUGCUAUGGAAAUGAGAGAUUUACCCAGUAUCUGGCUUCAAGUAAUGUAUCAUUCCAAUUAUCAAAUUUUGUGGAUAAAACUGGGGUCCAGAGUGCAGUUGGUGCCAGAACGGGGUAUGACAUGUCACCAUUCAUAAGGCGCUAUGCUAGAUACUUGAAUGAGAAGGCUCUCUCAUACAGAGCAGUUGCAUUUGAUUUUUGCAAAGUGAAGAGGGCCAAGGAUGAGGGAUCUGUCCGCACCAUGAAUUCCGAGAACUUGCUUAAGACACUCCCCAUACUGCAGACUCAACUAGAUGCAUUGUUGGAAUUUGAUUGCACAUCAAAUGAUUUAUCAAAUGGUGUUAUUAGUAUGUGCUUUAUUUUGCUUUUUAGGGAUCUCAUCAGAUUGUUUGCUUGUUACAAUGAUGGAUUCAUAAAUUUGCUUGAGAAGUACUUUGAGAUGAACAAGAAGCAGUGCAGGGAGGCGUUGGAUCUAUACAAGAAAUUUCUUAUCAGGAUGGAUCGCGUCGGAGAAUUUCUGAAAGUCGCCGAGAAUAUUGGGAUUGAUAAAGGGGAUAUUCCCGAUCUGACGAAAGCCCCGAACAGCUUAUUAGAUACUCUGGAGGCGCAUUUGGCGUCUCUGGAAGGCAACACCCCUACUUCGGCAAGCAAUCAGAAGAGCUUGAAGUCCGGCGUUUCGGUGCUUUCCACCACCAGCAACUCUUUUGCUGCCAGCAGCCAAAUUGAUGAUACUGUGAAGUUUGCUGUUGCAGAGGAGGAGGCGGCACUUAAUCAAUACAAAGCUAGUGUUGGUAGUCCAGCUUCUACUAAUCCAUUCUUGAGUUCUCCUCAGAGACCUGCACCGCCUCAACCGCAGCAGCAGCAGGCGUCGAACCAGGCUAUUCUGGAUCUGUUCUCUGAACCAGCGGAGCCGGCCCAACAGCAAACACAGCAACCGCAGACAAGUGCUUUGGACGAUCUCCUUGGAUUAGGGAAUCCGUUCACAGAUAUGUUCUCUGCCACUCCAGCAACGACAGCGACAAAUGGUAAUAUGUUCACAGCUCAGCAACCUGACUUAUGGGCAAAUGGUUUCUCGCCAGCCCCUCAACAACCACAACAACAGCCACAAGCAUUUCCUCCAACAACUUUUCCAUCUAAUCCGCAGCCAAUAACUGGCAGCGUUUUCAACAGCAAUGAGCCUUCCGUCUUUGACCCAAUUUCCACUCAGGCUCCUCCGAUCGCCGUGCCUCAACCCCAGAAGCAGCAGCCCGCCAAAUUGCUAACGGGCGAUCUGGAAACAAGUCUCUCCUCUCUAGUCGAUAACCUAACCAUGGAUACGAGUAAAACUCAGUGGAAUUCGCCGAAGAACCAACCGAAAAUGGCCGGUUGGCAGCCGCAACCCAUGGCAGCAACCACCGGUGCCACUUACCGACCAAUGGGCCAGGCCAUGCCUCAGCAGUACCAGGGUAUGCAGCCCAUGGGCAGUCCACGUAUGGCCACGGUGCAGGCUCAGCCAAAGCAAGAGGCCAAUUUUGAUCCCUUCGGCGAUCUGUAGUUAAAUUCAACUGUAAAUAACUAAGUUUGUGCAAUCCAUAAUUUAUUUCCAUUUAUUUCGUAUGGUAUAGCUUUACAGAUCGAGUUUUCCUUUGCUAAAUGAUAUUAAGUGAUGCACCUAAUGUUAUUAGAGUCUUAAGUAGCAAACAAUAUAUAGUUGUAGAUAUAAUUGCGAAAUCAUUAAGAAUGAAGAAUACAAAACAGAAAUAUGCAUUCCAUAUAUAUCUAUGUAUAAAAAAAACAAACAAAAAGGGAAAAACAAAAAAAGGCUCAUUAUUUUUCUACUUAUUAGGAGGCUAGUCCUUUUGAAAAUUGAUUUACUCCACACAUAGUGAUAUCUCUAUUAUGACAAGAAUAUUGUUCCUCUCUUUAUUACUGUAUUUAUUAAUUAAUUUAUUAUUUAUGAUUUAUUUAUUAUUUAAAAUAAAAUCAUUCCAGUAUUAUGCAUAUAACGAGUAACGAGUUAAAUAACCUACACUCCCCCCUCAUGUGUAUAUGAUUAAUAUUGCUGAUCGUAGUUCAUGUCGAAACGAACGAUACGUUGAUUUUGUAUAUAUAUUUAUUAUUAUUAUGAUCUGAUGAGCGUGUAAACAACGCACGCAAACAAAACAUAAAUAUUAUUAGCACUAUCUGGAAUUAGGGUGUAACUGUUGCAUAAAUGUAUGAUGAUAGAGUUGCCUCACAAAAUGGGUAAUAUCUUCCGGGGCCGGUAGAUUGUAGAAACAUGAGAUGAGAUGUAAUCAAUAUGUGACAAUAUAUUAUUAUAUAUACCUAAUAUAAAAAGGAAGAAAUCAUUGAAUGAAACGACGUUUCUGAACGGACACGCGAUACCCAAACGAAAAACGAAUCAUUGCUGUUAAAUGUAAAAAAAAUAAAAAUAAAUUAUGCUUAUGUGUUAAACUCUGUA
Molecule: messenger RNA, 2890 nt
Organism: Nicrophorus vespilloides
Lineage: Eukaryota; Metazoa; Arthropoda; Insecta; Coleoptera; Silphidae
Product: phosphatidylinositol-binding clathrin assembly protein LAP-like
Exons: 1
Coding region: 194-1984 (596 amino acids)
Biological process (GO): synaptic vesicle budding from presynaptic endocytic zone membrane; clathrin coat assembly; clathrin-dependent endocytosis
Cellular component (GO): synaptic vesicle; clathrin-coated pit; clathrin-coated vesicle
Molecular function (GO): 1-phosphatidylinositol binding; phosphatidylinositol-4,5-bisphosphate binding; clathrin heavy chain binding
Source: RefSeq, a predicted model, not a curated record